AUGGCCAACGAGCUUCAGAGAGCCCAGCUGCUCUCACGGAGGGAUACGAUGAUUGCUGCCCUGGGUCGGGCAGAGGCAUUCCUCAUUGGAUAUGAUGAACAACGGGACCAGUCGCAAAUACAGCUGCGUUUAGAGUACCUCGAUUCGAUGUGGGCGUCGCUAGAGCAGGUACAGGGUCAACUCGAGGACAUCGAAACAACAGAAGAAGGUAGGGCACAGAAUGCCGAAAAGCGAGCGUAUUUUGAACCACGAUUGUUUCAAAUAAAAGGAAGCUUGAUUUCCAAACUACCUACCUCUCCUCCCAUCAAUUCACAAGUACAUCCACCCUCUCUCUCUACCAACGCUCUCUCUGGAAUAAAGCUACCAACGAUUUCGCUACCCGAAUUCGAUGGUGACUAUGCUCAAUGGUUACCAUUUCACGACACAUUCGUCGCUCUCAUUCAUAAUAAUCCCGACCUUCCUAAAGUACAAAAAUUCCACUACUUACGAGCAGCUUUGAAAGGCGAAGCUGCUCAGUUAGUUGAGUCGAUUGCCAUUUCGUCGGCCAACUACAGUUUAGCGUGGAACACGCUGACAGGUCGGUAUGCUAACGAGUAUCUGCUUAAGAAGAGACAUCUACAGGCGUUGUUCGACGUACCACAUGUGAGGAAAGAAACAGCCGCUACGCUCCACAGCCUGGUCGACGAUUUCGAACGACAUACCAAAAUCUUACACCAACUGGGGGAGCCAACUGACAGCUGGAGCACGAUUCUGGAGCACCUGUUGUGCACGCGACUGCACGAUGAUUCUCUCAAGGCGUGGGAGGAUUACGCGUCAACCGUCGAGGACCCGAACUACAGCUGCCUCAUCGACUUCCUUCAGCGAAGAAUCCGAGUGUUGGAAUCAAUUUCGGUAAACCACCACCCGACGAGUUCUAUCACCAACACGCAGCAACAAAACCAUAAACGAUUCAACAACCAUCAGCGGGUCUCAUCCUACCCAUUCACUGCAAGUUCUAAUGGGAAAUGUCCAGCGUGUGGUCAGCAGCAUCCGUUGCUGAAAUGCCAGAAAUUUCAUCGACUGACUGUCAUCGAACGCCUAAAGGUAGUCAACACAAAGCGACUCUGUAAUAAUUGCUUACGCGCAGAUCACAUUGCACGUGACUGCUCGUCAAAUUACAAUUGCAAGCAUUGCAAUCGCCGUCAUCAUUCGCUUUUGCACACCAACCCUCACGAAGAAGACCGAAGAUCCAACGGAGUAAGUUCUAUCAACAAUUCCACGACGCCAGUAGUAAUCCGACCCACACCCGCUCCACGAGCCAAGUCAGCUAAGCAAACAGCUGCGGCGACUGCCGAAGUCGUCCCACGUGUCGAAAGCAGUACACCUGUCAACCAAACAAAGGAGAACGUUUUCUUGAUGACGGUCAUCGUUAAUAUUGUGGAUGCCUUCGGACAAAUGCACCCAGCUCGUGCUCUCCUAGACAGCGCGUCUCAGCCAAAUUUAAUUACCGAACGUCUAGCACAACUUCUGCGCGUGAAGCGCGAUCGAGUCAACGUUACCAUUAUGGGCGCUGGUCAACUGUCGAAGCCCGUUCGUGAAUCGAUUUUCACCCAAGUGAAGUCUCGGUCCAGUGAUUUCUGCUGUGACGUCAGUUUCCUCGUGAUGAACAAGGUUACUGCUAAUCUUCCCGCACAAGACGUGUCUAGAAUAGGUUGGAGGAUUCCAAAGGAAAUCACGUUUGCCGAUCCCGAGUUCCAUCGAAGUCAACCGAUAGAUUUGGUGCUAGGUGCCAAGCACUUUCACACCUUUUUCCCCACUGCUGUUCGACUACAGAUCGACGACCGAUUACCGUUGCUGGUGGAGAGUGUAUUCGGGUGGAUUGUUGCUGGAUCCGCUCCCUGUAUUAGGUCUGAUGGCGAUUCAGAUGGUGAUGAAGGGCUACAAUCGACGGUAGUUUCAAUGGUUUCCCUCGAGCAGAUCAUCGAAAGGUUCUGGAUGACUGAGAGUCUAUCUACCAACGACACUUACUCGGCAGAAGAAAAGUUCUGCGAAACGUUCUACAAGUCCACUACAACCCGUGACAAUGAAGGACGCUACGUAGUACGUUUGCCCCGAAAACCCAAUUUCAACAUCAUGCUGAAUGACUCGAAAGCAAGCGCUCUCAAUCGCUAUCAACUACUUGAACGACGACUGGAUAGGAACCCAGAACUGAAGGAAGAAUACGACAAAUUCAUGCGGGAAUGGCCACAUGAAACUGGUCAACGCGGAAGACGAUCAAGCUCCCGUGUCAUAUUACCUGCCUCACCAUCCCGUGAUUAA
Toxorhynchites rutilus septentrionalis is the source of this 2298-nucleotide messenger RNA. RefSeq lists its product as uncharacterized. Lineage: Eukaryota; Metazoa; Arthropoda; Insecta; Diptera; Culicidae. The transcript has a single exon. The record is from RefSeq and is a predicted model, not a curated record. Bases 1 to 2298 code for a protein of 765 amino acids.